Molecule: messenger RNA, 876 nt
Organism: Rodentolepis nana
Lineage: Eukaryota; Metazoa; Platyhelminthes; Cestoda; Cyclophyllidea; Hymenolepididae
Source: the annotation of a GenBank genome assembly
AUGACUAAUGACAAUGUUCAUUUACAAAUUCCGGUGACGAAUCAACCUGAUAAUACUGAUCCACCUCCAGGGUCAUGUUGUUGUUCUUGCUGUUUAAAAGUGUUUUAUUAUAUCGUCAAAUCAGGUCCACCACAAACUGCGAAAAAUUCUUCGUCUGAAUCUUGCUCCGAUAGCCCAUCAUUCCAUGCGAAGAUGAACAAAGUUUUGGAAGACGGUAAUGAAAUUUUAAAGGGAGAAAUUUCGUCGUCUGAAUCUAGCACCGAUAGCUCCUCAUUCCUUGCAACGCUGAACAAAGGUGUGGUAGAACGCAAUGUAGUAUUAAAUGAGAAAUGGUUCCCGUCUGAAUUACGCCGCGUUGGCUCUUUCUCCACUGCAAUGUUGAACAAAGUUAGGGAAGUCGGCAAUGAAAUUUUAAAGGGAGAAAUUUCGUCGUCUGAAUCUAGCACCGAUAGCUCCUCAUUCAUUCCAAGGCUGAACAACGGUAUGGUAGAACGCAAAGUAGUUUUAAAGGGGAAAUGGUUCCCGUCUGAAUUACGCCGCGUUGGCUCUUUCUCCACUGCAAAGCUGAACAAAGAAGUGGAAGACGGCAAUGUAGUUUUUAAGUCGAAAAAGUUGCAGGCUGAAUCUCCAAACGUUGGCUCCUUCUUCCCUGCAGAGCUGAACAAAGAUAGGGAAGAUGGCAAUGCAAUUUUAAAGAGAGAAAUUUUUUUGCCUAAAUUUCAACCCGUCGGAUCUUUCUUCAAUGCAAAGCUGAAUAAAGAUCAGGAAGAUGGCAAUGUAGUUUUUAAGUCGAAAAAGUUGCAGGCUGAUACGUUUAUCAAAGAAGUGGAAGAUGGCAAAGUAGUUUUAAAGGGCUGUGGAGGAACAUUUUAUUAA